Messenger RNA from Striga hermonthica, 714 nucleotides. The record is from the annotation of a GenBank genome assembly. NCBI's taxonomy places the organism in Eukaryota, Viridiplantae, Streptophyta, Magnoliopsida, Lamiales, Orobanchaceae.
AUGGCCCCCUCUCUGCAAUUCCCUUAUCUUCUCAUCCUCACCGCCGCCGCCGGCGGUCUGCUAUUUUUUCCGGCGACAUCCCAAACCUGCAGAUCUCAGACGUUCAACCAAACAAACACCCGGUUCGCGAACUGUACGGACCUCCCCACCCUUCGUGCUCAACUCCACUGGACUUACGACCCGUCGGCCCGGCCCGAUCCGACACUGGAAGUGGCCUUUGUCGCCACCCCGGCGGGCCCCGACGGCUGGAUCGCCUGGGCACUCAACCCGACGGGAUCCGGGAUGGUCGGCGCACAGGCCCUGGCCGCCUUCAGGGGCGGCGCCGACGGGUCCGUGGUGGUGCGGACGUACAACAUCUCGUCGAAGGGCCCGAUAGCCGAGUCGCCGAUAGCGUACGGCGUCCUGCGGCGGAGGGGGGAGUACUCCGGCGGCGAGAUGAGGAUAUUCGCCACGCUGGCGCUGCCGGCGGGGCACGCUGCGGAGCUGAACCAGGUGUGGCAGGUGGGGGCGGCGGUGAGGAACGGCGUGCCGGCGAGGCACGAGUUCUCGUCGGAGAAUCUGGGCUCGAGGGGGAUUCUAAGGCUGGGGGGCGCGGCGGCGGCAGCGCCGACUCCGGCCGGCGGUGGGGGGACCGGAGGCGGGCGGAGGGUUUGUGCGGGUGGUAUGGGGUUGUACGGAGGUUUGGUGCUGCUAGGGGUAUUUUUGGUAUUGUAG